UGUGAACAACACAUAGCAGCAUGAUUGGGUUGGACAAACGCUUUGUAUGGGCUGUGUUGCCCUUUAUUGGUUUUGCUAUUGGCCAUUUCUUAGAUAAGAAGGAAACCGAACGUAUGACACUAUUCCGUGAUAAGAGCGCACUCUAUGCUCGGCCGGCUGGUUCUGAAGGCAAACCACCAUCUUGGUAAAAGGUUACUAACAUGGCGUUUAUAAGUAAAAAAUUGUCUACUUUAAGUACCAUUUAUUUGAAAUGAGAAAGCUGGUGUCUCAAUAAAACAAAUGUUUUAAACGAAAAA
This is a messenger RNA of Bactrocera latifrons, 296 nucleotides long. It is a transcript of the gene ND-MNLL, whose product is annotated as NADH dehydrogenase [ubiquinone] 1 beta subcomplex subunit 1. NCBI's taxonomy places the organism in Eukaryota, Metazoa, Arthropoda, Insecta, Diptera, Tephritidae. The coding region runs from base 21 to 188 and encodes 55 amino acids. Gene Ontology annotation, cellular component: mitochondrion. The transcript has a single exon. The record is from RefSeq and is a predicted model, not a curated record.